Fonsecaea nubica is the source of this 2565-nucleotide messenger RNA. RefSeq names its product Pro-apoptotic serine protease. The coding region runs from base 1 to 2565 and encodes 854 amino acids. NCBI's taxonomy places the organism in Eukaryota, Fungi, Ascomycota, Eurotiomycetes, Chaetothyriales, Herpotrichiellaceae. The record is from RefSeq and is a predicted model, not a curated record. The transcript has a single exon.
AUGGCUGAAUCUCCUGCACAGACGGGUGAGAAAACCGGAGUCGGUAACGAUGUGGCAGACGAUACAGCUUCAGAUCAAAUGACCGCGCAGCGAGAUGGCUCUAAUGGCGAUCGGACCGAGAGCCAGCCAGACAUGAACAAGUCUUCCGACGCGGUCGAAAUUGGAGAGGAAUCCCCUACGGUCUUAACUGAAGGCACAAGACCAGUUUCUCGAGAAAUGCGUGCCCCAUUCCCGCAUGGCUACGUGUUCGGCCCUGUGGAAGGGGGACAGUGGUUCACUUUUGAACAAAUAUGUGAAGCGGUGGAUGGCUGGGACAUGAACAUGCGGGAUACCAAGAUUGAAGAAAACCUGGCCAGAAUGAACUGGAAAAGUAUCCGGGAAGUGCAAAUGCCACGGGGCGAGACGAGGGCUGACACUCCCGAGUUGCUCAGGCUAAAAGGUGCUCAGUUACAGAUCAAAGGAGACACUCAUCAGGCCACAAAGGAUGAAGAACCGAAAUCGAGCAAGCGCCCGAGGAAGGAGGCGAAAGAUUCAACACCAACGGCCGAGAACGUGUCGAAGAAACCCAAAACUAACAGAUCGCAGAAAGUCACUACUGAUUCUACGGCAUUGGAGAUUACGAUGAUUGAUCCAUCAAAGAGAUUGGGUAUCUUUCGCGACGGCGAGAUGGCCAAGCUGGAGUUGGCAGGGCUCGAGAUGCCAGUUGACAACGCCCCAGCUAAGGAGAAGCGGAAAUUCAAAGCAGCAAUUGUGUCAGCAGUUGGGGCAACGGAGAAAAUGUACCCAGAAGAGACUUGGUACAAGCCCUGGACGUGGGCACUUGAAGUGUACGCGGGUGUGAGACAAAGUAAAGACGUUGGGGAUAUUAGCGUUCGCGAGAUGAUGGAGGGGGCGAGACUGACACUUCCGCAAAUCGAUGAGGAACGGGGCAGAGAAGAUGAAGUAGCGGGAGAUUCGACAGCCUCAAUUCAGGGCCUUGGGGGGAGCGAGACCAACAAGAUGAGUACAGCCAGCAAAUACCUUCUUCGGAAUAUCGGCUACGCAGUCACACAGAGGAAGUUGAAGACGUUUAAUCCAGACGGUACCUCAAAGACGAAGAAGAAGAUAUCUGAUGCGGAAAGAUACCCCAAAUUAAGCAGAGACCACCCAAACUGGAAAAAGGCGUUCACAAAGGAACAGAUCGAGGAGAUCAUCAACACAUACAGAUCCGAUAAGCAAGAGAGACACAAAAAUGCUCCCGCCUACUUUGACAAUCGAGGAUUCUUAAGACUAUCGAAGGAGUUGAACAACACGAUCAUUGAGGAAUGGGUCGAAAAAGCGCAGCCGCUUUUGAGGGUACGUCAGGAAUGGCUACAAACAUGUGAUGAGAACUCGUCAGAAGAUCGCGGAGAGCCCCAAUGGCCAGACGAUCUGUGGCCUGAGAAGGUGGUCCGGGGACUGCUUGCGAAUGCCACAAACACUCUAGGGAGGUUACAUUCCCAAGGCUUGUUGAAUGCAAAGGGCAAUUAUCGGGAAGCGCCUCUGAAGAAGGUCGGAAAUCUCCACGAUGCAUCCGGGAGAUUUGUGCGCACCUCGGAUCUACCCGGUGGUCUGAGGCCAGUGAAUAAGUUGGGGACGAACGAAUGUAUAGCGAUGGUACUUGGACAGCAUAUCGACGAGAACGCCAAAGGAGAUCCAAAGCAAAGACUGGACAUCGCGAGAAGCACUUUCAACAAAGCAGUAUUAUCCUUCGCGGAAGACAAGGUGAGGAUCGACGAAUCAAUCCAGGCAGUGUUGAAAUCGAUCAAAGAAAAGGCCCGGGAUGAUGCGGAAGAACUCAGGGAAUCGACCCCGUCGGAUGAUAGUGGUCAAGAUUCAACCCACUUGUGGUUCAACCGACUGGCCAGUAUGGAAAUGCUUGACAACGAAGUUGAUCGAUACGUGAGACAGCUAGAGGUCGCGAAUAAGGGCUAUCACAAUUUGUAUAUCCAGGUCCUGGCAUCGGCACGGAGUCUAUGGAGAGAGACCCACCCAAUGGAGGAUUUCAUGGAAAGCGCUCGAGAAUUAGAGAAUGAGGACCCGCGGGAAGCUAAGGGACGAGAACCUGAAGAGAUGAUACGGCUGCGGGCUAAAGAGCUCCAAGAUAUUGAAUUCGUGACGGGGCUCGAAAGACACGAUUGUGGCGCCAUUGGCGAGCGGGCAUAUUGUCAACCAUGUUUGAGCUUUAGGGGAAGCGAUCAUCUACUGGCAAAAGACUUCGACACCAAAGUCCAGAUGAACUCACACGACUAUAUGCUCGAUGACCCAGAAAAUUGGGAAGAAUCGUCCGGGUGGGAUUCCUCGGAGUCGGAGGCUGAUGCAAAUAAUGUGUUCGUGGACAAGAAAGAAGCAGAUGACCUGUUACGAGACAUGGCAACAGAAGAGGAGACGACGAUGACGACCAGACUGCGCCCUCGAAAGUCAAGCAUGCUCAAGAAUGUGAUACAGUGUGCAUUGGGUGUGGUUGAGAGAGCUUCAGUACCUGAGGAACUUAUCAACAUGCAACUGGACGUGGCGCGAGACAUUCAUGACCGUGAGGACUCAUGA